AUGUCACUUUCAGCCAUACCUCUACAACCCCUCGUGUCGACGGCACGUGCGGACACAAAUGACCACUCCUCCAACGCCGGUCCAGCCCUCCGAAGUCAUGAUUCCGCUACAGUACACCCCGAGGAAAAGCAUCGCUCAAGCAUGGAGAUAAGCGAUCGCGAUAUGCGCCCCUCCAUGCGGCGGGGUCCCAGGGGACGGACGCCAGUCGCAGAAAAGCAACAACCGUUCGAUCUGAGCUUCUUAACGGCCAAACACCCGCUCUUCCCACCUAUGCCUUCCUACGGACCCCCUUCUCCCAUUCGCCGGAUACAGGGCUGCAUCCUCAUGCUUGUCUCGUUCUUCCUGUCCCUGUGCUUCCUGACGUCUAUAUUUGUCGGGGCCCUUGUGCGCACUGCCGCAGUCGCGAUCGCGGACACUCGACUACGAAUGACCGGCCACGACCCAGAUACUCGGAGAUCAUUCUUUGAAGAAGAACGCACUCGAAGGAAAGCACGGGCCGAGUCUGACCGCAGGUGGGAUCUCCGUCAGCACAAGAGGGACACCGAGGAGGAGCAGUUUCUUGAGGAAGGACAUUCAUUAGAGGGGGGCAAAGACCCUAUUAUCUGUGAUGUUUCAUACUAUGCUCGCCGCGUUGGUCUCGAUGUUGAGACGUUUCGCGUGCAGACAGAGGAUGGGUUUAUCAUUACUCUAUGGCAUGUUUACGACCCUCAGGAGUAUACGGCGUUAUCGUCUGAGGAAAGACGUGAACGUGGACCCCGGGUUUUCACAAAGCCGAAAUUGUUGCACUCUUCUGGAGCACAGUCCCAACGGCGGUACCCCGUUCUUCUGGUCCAUGGACUGUUGCAAAGCGCUGGCGCAUUUUGCACCAACGACGAAGAUAGUCUGGCAUUCUACCUUUGCAAGUCCGGGUAUGAUGUGUGGUUAGGCAAUAAUCGCUGUGGGUCACAUCCUGAGCAUACAACACUCUCGCCAGAUGAUCCUCGUAUGUGGUCUUGGGAUAUCCGGCACCUCGGAACACUGGACCUUGCGGCCCUUACCUCCCGAGUUCUGUACGAGACCGGGUUCAACAAGCUAGGUCUGGUUUGCCAUUCGCAAGGCACCACUCAGACCUUUGUGGCUCUGGCUAAAGAGCAGCGCCCCGAACUGGGCCAGCGUAUCUCCGUUUUCUGUGCACUGGCACCUGCUGUGUAUGCUGGGCCCCUGGUUCACCGACCAUACUUUCGUUUCAUGAGCCUUCUCUCCCCAGCAAUGUUCCGCCUUGUCUUCGGCAUCCACUCUUUCAUCCCUUUCAUGAUGACCGCCCGUCGUCUGCUUCCACCCCGGAUAUAUGGCACUCUAGCAUACUGGGUGUUCUCAUACCUAUUUGACUGGUCUGAUACGCGCUGGGAGCGUGAUCUGCGGCACCGCAUGUUCCAAUUCGCCCCAGUAUACGUGAGCGCUGAGUCCAUGCGUUGGUGGCUCGGUAGCGAUAGUUUCGCCAAACACAAAUGUAUUCUCGCUACGGAGGACGAGUUGCGACGUGAGGCUACUUCAACUGACAGUCUACCCGAUGAGACUGUUGUUGAGUACGGUGAUGAUCCCCGUGACGCCUUUUUGGGAAACCCGGCCCCGAGCCCGUGGUAUGGCCCAGGAACGCCCCCAUUUGCAUUUUGGAUUGGCGGUUCCGAUGCGCUUGUCGAUGGUCGCCGACUGAUGGAUCGCUUCAACAGCGGCCGGGAGCCCAAUGCGCGUCUUGUCCAUUCGAAAAUCAUUGAAGAGUAUGAGCACCUUGAUGUGCUUUGGGCCAUGGAUGCUAUCGACCAAGUCGGCCAAGAGGUUAAAGACGUCAUCUGGAAGACCAUGCCCGCCGAUGCCCGUAAUGUCUGCCGAGUUCCUCGGGGCGUAGAUGAGGACUUUGACCAGGCAUUACUGUAA
Penicillium brevicompactum is the source of this 1914-nucleotide messenger RNA. RefSeq names its product putative ab-hydrolase associated lipase. Lineage: Eukaryota; Fungi; Ascomycota; Eurotiomycetes; Eurotiales; Aspergillaceae. Bases 1 to 1914 code for a protein of 637 amino acids. The record is from RefSeq and is a predicted model, not a curated record. The transcript has a single exon. Gene Ontology annotation, biological process: lipid metabolic process.